CAAAAAGCUUAUCGUUCAACUUUUCGAACUUUUUUUUUGCAUACGUGAAACGACGACCAAUUCCACCUUCCCGUAUCGUUAAUGCCGAUACCAAGCCUGUUCUGGUCAGCAAUUGUUGUUGCAGCAGUUGCUGUCAUCAGCGCUUUAGUUCUGUCCAUUCAAAGAGCUAUUAGCCAUAGCAAGGCCUCCAUUGAGUAUGGACAAAUCUUCAAAUCAGAUAAACGUAGAGAUGAAUCGCAAUUUUCCGACGAUGAACGGCAAAAGAGACUGGUGCCCGGAACCAUUAUUCUGACCGCUUUGGCUGUAUAUCAACUGAUCUUGUCUGUCCAAGACUUUAAAAAUACUGCUGAAGAACCUAACCCAUUCUUAUUCAAUGUUUUGGCUGCCAUCUUCCAAUUGGUUUCAUGGUUAUAUGCCCUAUCACUGACCAUCAUGUGCAGUCGGUACCGUUUGCCAGAUACCUGGGGAUGGGUUCUCAAUGUCCAUUUGUGUAUUUUCUAUUUGGCCGCUUUCGGAGAUGCUGCUUACAAAGUAGUUUCCGCUAUCUACAGCAUGUCCGAACAACCGCUGUCAUACAGCUUGUAUCUUUUCGCGUGGCUCUUCAUCUCUUGGGACUUAUUGUUUGUAACUGGAACCACUCCAAGAGGUGCACCCUUUGUGGAUGAGGAAGGCAAACCUGUUUCUCCUGUCACCGUAUCUUCAUGCUUCGGCUUCAUCUUCUUCUCGUGGGUCUCGCCUUUGAUCAGUAUGACCUACAACAGAAACCAAUUAGAACUUGAUGAUCUUCCUAUCUUGCCUGCAACCUACCGUGGACGUAAUUUAUUCUAUGCCUUCAAGAAGAAUCGUGGAGAAAGACUUUUCCCGCGACUAGUCAAAGCCAACGUCGCUGGUCUUACUGUACAAGUGUCCACUGCCAUGAUUGGCGCAGCGCUUUUCUAUGCACCUCCAUUUGCUAUGAAUCAGCUAUUGGUUUUAAUUACAGACAUCAAGAAUGACCAUGCCGAACAUGAUUCCAGUCGCGUCUCACAAGGUUACUACUACGUUUUCCUACUCUUUAUCCUAUCCCUCCUUAUUGGCUUAACCACUGCCCAAACGUGGUAUUGGGGUGCGUCUUCUAUUCAGGUGCGCACUAAGGCUAUGGUAAAUAUUGAAAUCUAUGCAAAGACUCUCCGUCGUCGUGAAAUCGCCAGUGCAACUGGUGAAGAUUUAGCCAGUAGCGGCGAAGGCGAAGACGCCAAACAGGAUGAUAAAAAAGAAGACGAUAAGAAGGAGGACGUCAGUUCUUCCACCGGCACCAUUGUCAACCUGAUGUCCACUGACUCUAACAGAAUCUCUGAAUUUUUCACUUGGUGGUUUACCUUUUUGGAAGCCCCUGUUGAGCUUGCAAUUGGUAUCUAUUUCUUGUAUGUUCUGCUUGGUGUCUCAUCCUUGUUGGGUUUAAUGGUCAUGGUCAUUACACUUCCCUUGAACCACUUCAAUGCCAAGGUCUUCUCUGCUACCCAAGAUAAGCUCAUGGAAACUAGAGAUAAGCGUAUCGCUUUGAUGAAUGAGAUUUUGCAAGGUGUCAGACAGAUCAAAUUUUUUGCAUGGGAGAAGAAUUGGGAAGAGAAAAUUCUUGCUAGACGUAACAUGGAACUUAAGCAGCUGAAGACUACCUUUUUACUUGAAGUUGGCUUCAAUCUUCUUUGGCAAGGAUCGCCGCUGUUGGUUACCAUCAUUUCUUUCUGGUCUUACACUAAAUUGCAAGGAAAUGAACUCACGGCCGCCACAGCAUUUACUGCCAUUGCCGUCUUUGCCGAGCUUAGAUUUGCUCUAAACGUCUUGCCAGAGUGUUUCAUCGAAUGUCUCCAGUUCUUUAUCAGUAUCAAGCGUGUACAAACUUACUUGGAUGAACCAGAAGUUGAACAGCCUCCACCCAUUGACGUCUCACAACCAGCCCAGGUUGGAUUGAGCAAUGCCACUAUCACUUGGCCGUCUAACAAUGUUGAAUCAGUGUCGGAUGCACAGAAUGGCGCUGGCUCUUCUGCUUCGUCUACCACGGCCAAGAACAGCGAAGGAUUUAUCUUAAAAGACGUGUCUAUCGAUUUCCCUAAUGGUAAACUCAGUAUCAUUUGCGGUUCUACCGGUGCAGGAAAGACUCUGUUGAUGCUCAGUCUUCUUGGAGAAACGACUGUUUUGAAUGGCCAAGUUUUCUGUCCUCGACAGCCUAUUGCUGAUGAUGUAGAUGAAGCAGGCAAUGGAGAUAUUGAGAUUCCCGACGAAGAUUGGAUAUUAGAACACUCUGUUGCUUUUGUUUCUCAAACUGCUUGGUUGCAAAAUGCCAGUAUUCGUGACAACAUUAUUUUUGGCCUUCCCUUCAACAAGAAGAGAUACUUUGCUGUAUUGAAAGCGUGCGCUCUUGAAAAGGAUCUUAGUGUCUUGGAAGAUGGUGAUGAAACUGAAAUUGGUGAAAAGGGUAUCACUCUUUCUGGUGGCCAGAAAGCUCGUGUUGCCCUUGCCAGAGCUGUCUACUCUCGGGCCAAGAAUGUCUUCAUGGAUGACGUUUUGAGUGCCGUUGAUGCUCACACUGCUCGCCAUUUGUACGAUAACUGCUUGACUGGACCGUUGAUGAGAACCCGUACUCGCGUUUUGAUCACCCACUAUGUUCGAUUGUGCGCUACUGGUGCUUCUCAACUCAUCUUCAUCAAGGGAGGUGUCAUUCAGCUAUCGGGUGACCCUGCCCAUUUGAGACAAACUGGUGAAUUAAAUCAAGUCUUUGAAGAAGAGGAGAAAGACCAUAAAGAAGAAGCAUUAGGAGAAACAUCUGCAGCGGCGACUGAGACUGUGGAGGAGAUUGUCGAUGAGGAAGUAGACGAAAACGCUGAUCUCAAUAAGAAAAAGCCUAAAGCCCUUGUUGAAGAGGAAACCCGUGCAACUGGUAUGGUCAAGCUUCGACUUUAUAGCCUUUACUUCAGUUCUGCCGGCAGCAUCUUCUACUGGCUCGGCGUUUUCUUUGCCUUCAUUUUCCUUCGCGGUUUAGUGAUUGGCGAAGCAUGGUGGGUCAAGGAAUGGACCCAAUCAUACGCUGCUGAACAACUUCCUGAUGGAAAUGUAUCGGACGCAGUUUCUGCUUUGAAUAUGUCACCCUUUGGCUUCCAUGACCUCAGUAAUAGCGCUAGAGCAUUUGCGUAUAGCACCCAAGAUAUGGCAUACAACACAUUUUCCCGUCUUGCCCAACCACAGCACAGUCUCGAUUACUACCUCGGUAUCUAUAUUUUGAUUACCAGUUUGCAGAUUGUCUUCAGCGGUUUACGUUUUGGCCUUGUCUACUGGGGUUCACUACGUGCAAGUAAAGUCUUGUACGUCGAGCUCCUCCGACGUGUCUUCAGGGCUCCUCUUCGUUUCUUUGACACCACUCCUGUUGGAAGAAUCCUCAACCGUUUCUCAAAGGACUUUGAAACCAUUGACUCAUCUAUCCCUAACGACUUUGCUUGGUUCCUGCAACAAAGUUUGACUGCUCUCUCCAUCGUCAUGUUGAUCUCCUAUUAUCUCCCAGUCUUCGCCUUGCCCAUGCUCGCCAUCUCGGUUGUUUAUAUCUUGAUUGGCAAGCUGUUUGUCAACGCCUCAAGAGAGUUCAAGCGUAUGGAAUCCGUCACUCGUUCCCCUAUCUUCACACACUUUACUGAGACUAUUGUUGGAGCAACCACUAUUCGUGCUUUUGGAAAUAGUAAACAGUUCUUGCAGAGAAUGGUCAAGUUAUCUGAUAUCAAUUCUAGACCAUACAAUAACGUGUGGGUUGUCAAUCGAUGGGUCAGUGUUCGAUUCAACGUCUUGGGUUCAAUUAUCAAUGCUAUGACUGCCCUUGUCAUCAUCCUCAAUUUGGAUUACGUUGAUGCUUCCCUCGCUGGACUUUGUCUUAGUUUCACUUUGAACUUCACUGAUCAAAUGUUCUGGGCCGUCAGACGAUACACAUCGUUGGAACUUAGCUUCAAUGCUGUCGAACGUAUCGUAGAAUUCAUGGAAAUGGAUCAAGAAGCUCCUGCUAUCGUUGAACCCCGACCACCAGCUAGUUGGCCACAUGAAGGUCAAAUUGAGGUGAAGGACUUGCAAAUCAGAUAUGCUGCUGAUCUUGACCCUGUCCUGCAUGGAAUUAGUUUCAACAUCAACCCUCGCGAGAAGAUUGGUGUGGUUGGAAGAACUGGAAGUGGCAAAUCAACCCUUGCCCUGUCAUUCUUCCGCUUCGUUGAAGCUUCUCAAGGUUCUAUUUCCAUCGAUGGCAUUGAUAUCUCCAAAAUCGGUACAGAAGAUCUUCGAAGCAACCUCACUAUCAUUCCUCAAGAUCCCACUUUGUUCUCUGGUACUUUGAGAUCCAACUUGGAUCCCUUUGAUCAGUUUGAAGAUCGCGAGAUAUUCGAGUCUUUGAGAAGAGUCCAUCUCCUGCCUGCUUCUGACGAUGAGGAAGCAUUGCAGGACGAAGAGAGCAACCUGAACGCAAAUGUCUUCCGCAACCUUGACAGCCCUGUCAGCGAAGGCGGAAAGAAUUUCUCUCAGGGCCAGCGCCAACUGUUGUGCCUUGCUCGUGCAUUAUUAAAACGCUGCCGAAUUGUCUUUAUGGAUGAAGCUACUGCUAGUGUGGAUUUCAAGACCGAUGAAGCUAUUCAACAUACUAUCGCUACCGAGUUCGCUGAUUGUACUAUUUUAUGUAUUGCUCAUCGAUUACUGACCGUUGUUGAAUAUGACCGAAUCUUGGUCUUGGACCACGGCAAAAUUGAAGAAUUUGCCAGCCCAUAUGAAUUGAUCACCGAUCCUAAUUCUGCCUUCUACAAGAUGUGCAAGAACUCUGGUGAAUUCGAUAAGCUGGUUGCAUUAGCAAAGAAGAAGCAUCAAUUAGUUGAUGUAUGAAAAUAGACAACUCCCAUUGUAAACAAUACAAAUAAAAGCAUAGGACGACAAGUGUUUUUGCACUUUACAGGAUUGUGAGAUCAGGUAGUGGUAACGU
Molecule: messenger RNA, 4978 nt
Organism: Umbelopsis ramanniana AG
Lineage: Eukaryota; Fungi; Mucoromycota; Umbelopsidomycetes; Umbelopsidales; Umbelopsidaceae
Exons: 13
Coding region: 82-4881 (1599 amino acids)
Biological process (GO): transmembrane transport
Cellular component (GO): membrane
Molecular function (GO): ATP hydrolysis activity; ATP binding; ABC-type transporter activity
Source: RefSeq, a predicted model, not a curated record